GGGCGAACCUGGAGGAUAAAUGGAGCACUCCCUUGUUGUUACACGACAUGGGUCCCCUUCCGCUAUUCUGGAUUAAGUUGUUUAAUUUUGUUCUUUGUUUGCCUCAUAUUUAAUCUCGAGUUGGUGGUUGUUCCUUAAGUAGAGAGACAGACAUGUUGGUUGUUCUUUCAGUACAGAGGCAGACAUGUUGGUUAUUGGUGAGAGAGACUCGUUUAAGUUUGAGAACAACGAAUUGGGACGGGACAGGAAGUCGUACUGCUGAGGAAGAAACAGGAGGCGGGAACUGCUAAACUGUAUGGCUGCCGUGUUAACGUAAUAAGAGUUGUGUUCGUAGCGUAGUGUCCAUUUAUUCCUCUUUUUAACAUCGGGGAAGUUAAGAAGAUAUCAUCCAUAGUUGGAGCAGGCCAGGCAUGAGUGGCGCACACCUGGACGAAUGGCAGAGGAGGUCCUUUGACAUUUCAUCUGGCAACUGUACACCUGAACAGACGGCCGAUGCCUACCGGGCCCACAUCCUCUCCAUUCAGUAUGCAUGGGCAAGCUCCCAGCUCUCACAGGCCGGCAUGGCCAGCCUGCUCAGGACCUACUCCGAGCGCUAUGCUGCGGUGCUGGACUCGGAUGACCCCCGCACAGGGCUCAACAACUACGCAGAGAGCGCACUGCAUCUGGCCCGCAGUCAGAGGAACCACAGCGACAAAUGGGAGUCGUCCCUGACCAUGGAGAGUGUGCUGGAGCUGCCCUGCGUGCAAAAGAUGAUACAGGCACAGACAGGGGGAGGAGGAGGAGGCUCCCUUGUGGAACCAGCAGAUGUUAACAUAUCUGUGGGACCAGAGAGCAGAGGCAGCUCCCUGUCAGCUCCCUUUACUGCAGUCAGGUCAGAUGCUGCAUUAUUGAAACCUAUAGGACCACCACAGCCUAAAACAGAGGUUAACAGUGGCAAUAAUCCUGCAAAUAUUCAUGCAGAGGGGCCAAGAGGCUCUGAGGGAAUCUCAGCUAAUCCAAACUCAUUCUCUCGACCUUCAGCUCGACCACAAUCUGUGUUUAGUUCUUCUUCAGUUCUUCCACAGGGAAACCCUGGCCCUGCAGGUGGCACACAAAACUACCAGUCCCCCUUCUUCUCUACCUCAAAUCCAUCUAAGCGGAAGAAUUUUUACAACCCAGAUGGAGGGGAUGUUGGCAGGGGCUCACACGGAGGUCAAGCAGCCACUGAUCUGCGACCUGGAGGCAACUUCAAAACGGCUCGCGAGCAGUUUAUCGUUGACAAACAGAAGAAAAAUUCCCAUCAGCCCCAGAGAGGCCAGGCCCCUGGGAUGGCAGCAGCUGUGAAAAAAUCUCUGGGCGCUAACAGGCCUCGAGGUACAUUUUCUAAAUUUGUGUCACCCAUUCCACGACAGGAGGAGGAGGAAGGGGGGGAAAGCCGUAACUCCAAUACGGAGCCUCAGAUCGUGGAUGAGCGUCUGAAAAACUUUGAGCCAAAGAUAGUCGAGCUGAUCAUGAGUGAGAUCAUGGACCAUGGGCCUCCUGUGUCCUGGGAUGACAUCGCAGGUCUGGAGUUUGCCAAGACCACCAUAAAGGAGAUAGUGGUUUGGCCCAUGAUGCGACCUGACAUCUUUACUGGCCUCAGGGGUCCACCCAAAGGCAUCCUGUUGUUCGGGCCCCCAGGAACAGGAAAAACUCUGAUAGGAAAAUGUAUUGCAUGUCAAUCAGGUGCCACAUUCUUCAGCAUCAGUGCCUCAUCGCUCACAUCAAAGUGGGUUGGUGAAGGAGAAAAAAUGGUGCGGGCCUUGUUUGCCAUCGCCCGCUGUCACCAGCCUGCUGUCAUUUUUAUUGAUGAAAUUGACUCGCUGCUGUCCCAGCGAACAGACGGGGAACACGACUCAUCACGCAGGAUAAAGACAGAGUUCUUGGUUCAGCUGGAUGGAGCAGCCACAGCAGCGGAGGACCGCAUCCUAGUGGUGGGCGCCACCAAUCGGCCUCAGGAGAUAGACGAGGCGGCCCGGCGGCGCCUGGCAAAGAGGUUAUACAUCCCCCUGCCCGAAGCAGCCGCCCGGUGGCAGAUCGUGACCAACCUCAUGGCCCAGGAGAGGAACCAGCUGAUAGAGCCGGAGCUGAGCAGCGUGGUGACAGGUACUGAGGGCUACUCCGGGGCUGACAUGACUCAGCUGUGUCGAGAGGCAGCGCUGGGGCCCAUCCGAAGCAUCCAGCUCAGCGACAUCGCCACCAUCACCGCAGACCAAGUGCGACCAAUCCUCUACUGUGAUUUCCAGGAGGCUCUGAAGACAGUUCGACCCAGUGUCUCAUCAAAGGAUUUGGAGCUGUAUGAAGAGUGGAACAAGACUUUUGGAUGUGGCCGUUAAAACAUUGACCCCUCAUCCUGAUUGUCCUCUACCUCUGUUAAAGUUAUGAAUGUUGUUUUGAACUGGGACGAGAGAAAGUUUCAGCUCUGGAAAAUAUUAAAGCAGUUGAAAAAAAUGUUAUGCUGUUUAUGCAAACAACAUGAAGGGUGUGGACUACAAGCGCACCUUCAUGGACAUAGUUUUCUAAAUCCAGAUAUUUGAGUUCAGUUAAUCUCUUUACAUCCAGUCUGAUUUCUUGUGUGAUCCAUGAACAUUUACUACUUGCAUUCAGCCUGCUGUAACUGGAAAGAAAAAUAUAACCACAAUUUGCUGUAGAGUGAUGAAGCAUAAUUCAUGAAAAUGUCUGAAACUUGUUCUUAUGCACAUUCUUUGCUCUGAACUUCGAUGUAAGCAUUACGCACCAUGUUGUUUACAUAAGCUGUUCUAAAAGAGACGGGGAUCUCUGUUUAUACCGUUGUUAGCAUCCUUUUUCUAAUAAUAAGGUUGAACAUUCAGCAGUUGGUAUAUAUUCCAAGAGACAUGUUCACCAAUAUCACUUAUGUUAAGACUUCACUUUUGUCUUAUUCUGUUCAGUUUCAAUAAAUUACGUUUUCAAA
This is a messenger RNA of Hippoglossus stenolepis (Pacific halibut), 2950 nucleotides long. RefSeq names its product fidgetin-like 1 (gene fignl1). The transcript has 2 exons. Bases 411 to 2354 code for a protein of 647 amino acids. NCBI's taxonomy places the organism in Eukaryota, Metazoa, Chordata, Actinopteri, Pleuronectiformes, Pleuronectidae. The record is from RefSeq and is a predicted model, not a curated record. Gene Ontology annotation, molecular function: microtubule severing ATPase activity; ATP binding; ATP hydrolysis activity.